Molecule: messenger RNA, 4494 nt
Organism: Schistocerca americana (American grasshopper)
Lineage: Eukaryota; Metazoa; Arthropoda; Insecta; Orthoptera; Acrididae
Gene: alpha-Man-IIa
Product: alpha-mannosidase 2
Exons: 21
Coding region: 307-3666 (1119 amino acids)
Biological process (GO): N-glycan processing; mannose metabolic process; protein deglycosylation
Cellular component (GO): Golgi membrane
Molecular function (GO): carbohydrate binding; alpha-mannosidase activity
Source: RefSeq, a predicted model, not a curated record
ACAAAACACGGUCGAUUUACGUCUGCUUUGUUGAUAUACUAAAUGCGUGUCAAGUGUAUAGAAAUAACAAUAAAAAAAUGAACUCUGUGAUAUAUAGUUAAAAACUGGAGAUAAAUUGUGACAAAUAAGAGUAAAUUCUUAGCGAUAAACACUAGUGACAUCCGUUGUGAACUGACGUGUCCGAUAAUGGCUUUUCGAGGCAACUGAAGCUGUCAAGCGUUGAAUGUUUUUUCUGAUACGCGUUUAUAACGCGGAGCGCUUUUUGAGCCUUCUAAAGUAUUUGCAACGUUUACUUGAAAUAAUAAAAUGAGGAUACGUAAAUUAACGGCACUAGUUUGUGCUGUUCUUAUCUUUGGGGGCUGCAUGCUGCUGUACCUUAUGAUGGAUGUGACUUUAUUGCCUCAUGAAUUUCAAGAGAAUAAGUGGAUAAGAAUUGGAGAUCGUUUGAAAGAGCUUGAAGAUGGUUUAAACAGGCAUCAUGAAACAGUUAGUAAGAUAAGAGAUUCAAUUAAAAAUCUAAUUCAGAGCAAUCCACAGACACCUGUAAUGUCUGAGAAUGUACAACAGUUAAUGAACAAAGAUUCAGAUUCGGGUGAUUAUUGUGCCUUCGAAAUUAAUGAAGUUCCAAACACGGAUGUUCAGCUUUUGGAUCUGUAUGAAAAACUGCCUUUUGAUAAUGUGGAUGGAGGAGCGUGGAAACAAGGUUGGAAUAUAGUGUAUGAUCCAACUCAGUGGACUGAGUCAAAGAAACUGAAAGUUUUUGUCGUUCCUCACUCACACAAUGAUCCAGGAUGGAUUAAAACGUUUGAAGAUUAUUAUCAGGGACAGACUCGAAGCAUUUUAAACAACAUGGUGAAAAAACUGGGAGAAGAUAAGCGCCGUAAAUUUAUAUGGGCUGAAGUUUCAUUUUUCCAAUUGUGGUGGAAUGAAAUAACGCCUGAUAUACAAGAAGAAGUGAAAAGACUGAUUGAAAAUGGUCAACUAGAAAUUGUGACUGGUGGAUGGGUUAUGAAUGAUGAAGCCAAUACCCAUUAUUUUUCUAUGUUGGGGCAGAUGAUUGAUGGGCAUAAUUGGCUGGAAUAUAAUCUUAACAUAAAACCCAACAACAGCUGGUCCAUUGAUCCAUUUGGACACUCUCCGGUCAUGGCCUACCUCUUAAAGAAAAUGGGGUUUUCAAAUCUCCUCAUCCAGCGUGUCCAUUACUCUGUCAAGAAACAUUUAGCACGCAACAAACAAUUGGAAUUUCGCUGGAGGCAACUAUGGGAUCAUUCUGGAACAACAGAUUUGCUGACUCACAUGAUGCCAUUCUAUAGUUAUGAUGUUCCACAUACUUGUGGACCAGACCCGAAGGUCUGUUGUCAGUUUGAUUUUCGACGAUUGCCUGGGUAUGGAAUAUCUUGCCCCUGGAAGAAGCCACCACAAGCAAUCACUGAUCAGAAUGUAGCUCAGAGAGCUCAGUUGUUAUUGGACCAGUACAUGAAGAAAGCUCAACUGUUUCGAACAAAUGUUGUUAUUGCACCACUUGGUGAUGAUUUUAGAUAUGAUCAUGCUUCUGAAUGGGAUGUUCAGUUCAAUAAUUAUCAAAGGCUCUUUGAUUAUAUGAAUCAAAACAAACAUUAUCAUGUUCAGGCACAAUUUGGAACUCUUCAAGACUAUUUUAAAGCUGUACGUGAAGAAAGUUCCUUCCAAAACUUCCCAACUUUGUCAGGGGAUUUUUUUACAUAUGCAGACAGAGAUGAUCACUACUGGAGUGGGUACUACACAUCAAGGCCAUUUUAUAAACGAAUGGACCGUGUCCUAGUAUAUUACUUACGAGCAGCAGAAAUAAUAUUUGGACUAGCAUGGGGCAGUAAGAAAGAUUCAUCAGACUGGCCAAGUACUGCGCAUACCCAACUAAUUACUGAUGCUCGACAUAGUUUGAGCUUGUUCCAGCAUCAUGAUGGGAUCACUGGAACUGCCAAGGACCAUGUUGUUGAAGAUUAUGCAAAGAAGAUGCAUGAUGCUAUUACUGGGCUGCAACAUGUAAUUCAACAGUCUGCGCAUUAUCUUCUAUCUCCACAACAGGAGACCUAUCAGGACGAUCCACAAUUUACCUAUUUUGAUUUGGAUGAUGUUCGGAAACACCACUAUAGUCUUCCAGAGAAAACAACUCUAACAUUUGGAGAUGGUCAUGAAUACAGAAAAAUUGUUAUUUUUAAUUCUCUGACCUGGAAAAGACGUGAACUUAUUACAAUACGUGUUUCUACUCCAUAUGUUAAGGUAACUCAUAACAAUGGAUCCCAAAUAAUAUGCCAGGUUACUCCAACAUUUCUUCAGAAUGGAAAUAUGAUUGAUUCACAUUAUGAUGUUUCAUUCAUAGCAGAUGUGCCAGCCUUAUCUUUGGUUUCGUACUUCAUUAAUGUUUUACCUUCAGGCACUCAACUCCUUUCAGAUUCACUUUCCCAAAUAAAGCUUUUGAACACUCCUAAUAACUUCCUGAAAGUUGAUGGCUUUGAGAAUGUUCAGGUUUUUAAUGAUGCACACGAAUUUUCAAUAAAAAAUAAGUUCUUAUCUGCUGCUUUUGGUGUAGAUGGACUCCUUAAAGCUAUAACAAUCAGAAGUUCUGGCAUCACUGUUCCCGUCAGUCUAGAUUUUGCCAGGUACCUUGCCAGAGAAGGAAAAGAAAGGAGUGGUGCUUAUCUAUUUUUACCAGAUGGUGCUGCUGAAACUGUGAGAAUUGUAUCUCCCAUGAUAAGGAUUAUAGAAGGACCGCUUUUCUCACAAGUUGAUGUUGUUGUGCCAUUUGUCCAGCACACUGUUAAAGUGUAUAAUACACCAGGAGCUGAUUCAUUUGGAAUUGAAAUCCACAACUUGGUUGAUAUUACAGACCAAGCUAAUUAUGAACUAGUUAUGCGGUUCUCGAGUGGUAUACAAAAUGGUGAUGAAUUCUUCACUGAUCUAAAUGGUUUACAGGUUAUACGUAGAAAGCGACUUCCAAGAUUGCCACUUCAAGGAAAUUACUAUCCAAUGCCAAGCUUGGCAUAUAUUCAAGAUAAGAAAGUUCGCCUUACAUUAUUAUCUUCUCAGCCAGCUGGAUUUGCAUCCCUUAAAGGAGGUCAGAUUGAGGUUAUGCAAGAUCGGCGACUUAAUCAGGAUGACAAUAGAGGUCUAGGACAGGGGGUACUGGACAAUAAGCCUACACCUUCGACAUACAGGAUAAUACUCGAGGAAAGGCAGAUACCAUGCCAGCAAUCCUUUGAUAGUUACACUGGAGGAUUUGUCUCAGCCGCUGCUCAUAUUGCAUUGCACACUAUGGCAAAUCCUUUGAUGAGGUUACUGUUAGUCGACAGUCGCCCAGAUAACUUGGAGAGCAAUUUCGGCCUUGCUCAGGAUACUGGUUAUGACAUUCACUUAGUUAAGCUUCAUUCUUUCUUCCCACCAUCAGCAGCCAAAGUUGGUGUUAUAUUUUUCAGACAGCAUAUUGAUACUUGCUUUAAUAGUCCACAGCUACAGGGCAUGCAGCCAAGUAAAGGGGUGGUGAAACUCAGCAGCAUUUUUCCAUCUCAGUUUGGGGAUGUGAUGACAGAGUCGUCAUUAUCAUUCCUACAUUUACGGAAGACUAUGCCAAAGCAAACACCUCGUCCAAUUUGUCCAAUGGAGUUAGCGGCAUACGUGUUGCCACGGUAGCCGUAUUGUAUGUUGGUGAAGUAAAAUGGUGUGACAGAAAUGCUCAAUAAACAUUGACUGCAGAGUAUGCGUGUUUUGCCUGGCAGUGAAAUGUGCAAGGACUUUGGUGUUAAGCCUGCAUCAGCUGUCAGAAAACCUCUUUUAUGGUUUUCUUUUUCCUACAAGAUGAACAAAUUUUAUAUUUAAUGGGCAUAUUGCUACCUUUUAGUUUUUUAUGUGUGUUUUUGUUAUUGGAACUGGUGCAUUAUACUUACUAUUUUAAGUUACUACUUCCAAAGAGAACCAUUGCACUUAAUUUGGUUUGCUGAAAAACUGAAUUGUGUUUAGGAGGGCAGAAUAAUUUAUUUCAGUAGUACCUGUGUUUAAAUGACUCUAGUCUCAUUAUUUCAUUACCUAAAUGACUGGAUAUAUUAUAUUGUAUUUAGUGUUGAAAAUUGUGAUGCAUAUUUCACCAAGAGGGACCAUUUCAUUUUAUUGUCACAGAUUUUCACACUUUUAUGAAUAAGGUUUUGUAGACCUUUGUGUCUCAAGUGGACUGACUGCCUUUUGCUAUUAAUGGUCCCAUUGGGCUUCAGCUCAUAAAGGGUGCCCUUAAUGGAUGAAAAGAUUUUAUUUCCCCUUUGGUUCAAAUAUUUGUCCUUUUUGGGUGGUUUUAAAUUUCACAUAUUUUAUUAUGUGUGACUUUUUUUUGAAUGCAUUGUGAUUUAUAAAUAUUUGUAUAUAUAUUAUUGGUUGUGAUGUCAAAAGCAGUGUCAAAAUAAAUAAUGCUAGCUGCAGUGUCAUUGUAUCAUUAAAUGUUAUAGGUGAAUAAAAAUAAGUUUCAUUUUA